Hermetia illucens (black soldier fly) is the source of this 825-nucleotide messenger RNA. RefSeq lists its product as uncharacterized. The coding region runs from base 1 to 825 and encodes 274 amino acids. NCBI's taxonomy places the organism in Eukaryota, Metazoa, Arthropoda, Insecta, Diptera, Stratiomyidae. Gene Ontology annotation, molecular function: DNA helicase activity. Gene Ontology annotation, biological process: telomere maintenance; DNA repair. The record is from RefSeq and is a predicted model, not a curated record. The transcript has 2 exons.
AUGGCGCAUAAACGUGCAUUAGAAGCACUUAACCAAACAUUGAAAGAUCUACGCAAUGACUCGAGAUGUUUUGGAGGCGCAAUGAUUUUACUGUCUGGCGAUUUCCGUAAAACACUGCCAGUAAUUCCAAGAUCAACGGCUGCCGACGAAAUAAACGCUUGCCUCAAAUCAUCGAAUCUAUGGCGCUAUGUGAAGAAACUUCAGCUAACAACAAACAUGAGAGUUGCAUUGUUUAAUGAUCCAUCUGCGGAAGAUUUCUCUGAGCAAUUGCUUACUAUCGCGGCUAAGAAUAAAGAUGUAGAUGACCUAAACUACAUAAUUCAGAAUGACAUCAUUGGAACAAUGCAUUUAUUCAAAUCAAUUGGCUGUCUAACAAACGAAGAUGAAGCUACCAACUAUCCAACUGAAUUUUUAAACUCCUUGGAUAUGCCUGGCUUACCACCGCACAAUUUACGCCUCAAGGUUGGCUCCAUAGGAAUUAUGCUUCGAAACAUAAAGCCACCAAAACUUUGCAACGGUAUGCGUUUGGUGGUAAGUAAAUUGAAUAAUGUGAUUUACGCGACGAUACUCAAAGGAAAAUUUGAAGGUGAGGAAGUUCUCAUUCCGAGGAUCCCGAUGAUCCCAACCGAUAUGCCGUUUGAGUUUAAAAGACUUCAAUUUCCGAUCCGUCUUGCAUUCGCCAUGACCAUUAACAAAUCACAAAGACAAUCCUUGAAAGUUUGUGGUCUGAAUCUAGAAAAUCAUUAUAUUUAUAUUUUUGCUAAUAAAAAAUUGAAUGGAAUAAAAUCCAAAGUCUGCUUAUUUAUUGCCUCUAAGGCGGAAUAG